Candidula unifasciata is the source of this 398-nucleotide messenger RNA. NCBI's taxonomy places the organism in Eukaryota, Metazoa, Mollusca, Gastropoda, Stylommatophora, Geomitridae. The record is from the annotation of a GenBank genome assembly.
AUGUUGUCACUGAUAUUUCUAAUAAUGGUUGCCUCCACGAUGAGUCAAGUGGCUACACCCCCAAGGAAAGUAGGAUUCUCCUAUAUUCGCGGUCACCCCUUUGCUAAAAUACACUUGGAAGUGUUCCUGGAUCUGCUAUGUCCUGAUAGUCAGGAAGCCUGGCCACAUCUUAAAGACGUGGCCAACUUGUAUGGUCCAGAGAAUGUGGCAUUAACGGUUCAUCUCUUUCCUCUGCCGUACCAUCAAAAUUCCUUCUAUGCCACGCGGGCUGCAUAUGUCGUCCACUAUUUGACCAACGGAACAAAGACCUUCGAUUGGAUUGAUAAAAUCCUGCUAGAAAAGCUGCCCGAACUUGGGGACAAAGUUUUCCACGACAAAUCAGACGCCGAUCUUUUAGA